This is a messenger RNA of Torulaspora globosa, 1074 nucleotides long. RefSeq names its product Ctk2p (gene CTK2). The transcript has a single exon. Gene Ontology annotation, biological process: positive regulation of DNA-templated transcription, elongation; regulation of transcription by RNA polymerase II. Bases 1 to 1074 code for a protein of 357 amino acids. Gene Ontology annotation, molecular function: cyclin-dependent protein serine/threonine kinase activator activity. Lineage: Eukaryota; Fungi; Ascomycota; Saccharomycetes; Saccharomycetales; Saccharomycetaceae. Gene Ontology annotation, cellular component: nucleus; cyclin/CDK positive transcription elongation factor complex. The record is from RefSeq and is a predicted model, not a curated record.
AUGAUUGGUGUAAACGGCUCUCUACUUCAGGCCCUCGACAUUAUUCCAAGCGAUGAGCUGUCGAGAUGGAACUCGUUAAGGUCAAGAGGCUCGACAGCUAUCAUGUCUUCCAAGUUUGAAACGCAAUUGCUCGUGUCGAGACCCUAUCUCACAAAAAAACAGCUUUCAAAGCUCCAGAACAGCACCAUACCAGAUCGGCGAGCAUAUAAUCAGAAAAAGAUCGCUAUCUUCAAGUUUUUAAGCGACAUUUGCGUCCAGUUGAAGUUUCCUAGAAGAACUUUGGAGACUGCCAUUUAUUUCUAUCAGAGGUUCUACGUCUUCAACAGGUUCGAGACUGAGUUAUGUCAUACUGUAGCUACAAGCUGUCUGCUGCUGAGCUGCAAGCAAGUGGAAACUAUCAAGAAGGCGAAUGAAAUUUGCAGCAUUUCUUUGAGGUUACGAAGUGCUGCUAAGGUAACGCCGGAGAUCAUCGAUGGCUUCAAAAAGAGGGUCCUUCAAAUAGAGCUCCGAAUACUGGAGGCAUGCGCUUUCGACUAUAGGGUGAACAAUAUGGUCCACAUCGAUGAGUACGUAGUGAAAAUAGGGAAAGACUUGAAUUUGGAAGUUUUAACUUGUCAUUUGGCGUGGAUAAUUGCAUAUGAUGUUCUGAAAUUGGAGAUACUGUUAAUGGUACCCCAGCAUAUAAUUGCCAUUGCAGUACUUAAGACCGCACAUGAAUUAGUACAUGGAAAGACUGGCUGGCCAAAGAUAAGAUACAACGCAUUUGAAGCUGAUGAAAAAUCGGUAAGCCAAGCUUAUUUCGAUAUCCUGAAUUUCUACAUCAACUCUUUUACAGUCAGCGAUCUGCCGGAUAAUUUGCCGGAAGGCAUCCCGCCAGUUAGUAUCGAUACAUUCAUUGGAUUAAAGAAAAAUGCAGGCCAGGAGUUUGGGCUUGAGGAGAUCACUGAAAAGGCUAUCGAAGCAGAUGCAUAUCUAACCACACCAAGAGAUUACUCAAUACGAGAACGCAGAUACGUUCUCUCAGCCCAGUUAGUGGCUGACGAGGCAAACCACUCGACGACAAGUAAGCCUUAA